ACUUUACCCCACCGUUUGUCAGGCUAUUUGGCAAGUCCCCAAACGUGUGUCCGCCAAACAGACUUGUGUCCAGAAGGUGGCUAACAGGAUGAGGCCGGGCAGCCACGUGGGUCCCCGAGAGGGAUUACGGGGAGUGAGAAGAAGGUAAAGCGAUUAGACCCUAAACAGAAUCUGCUGUUUUAACCUCAUCACUGCAGGCACUCUGACAGCACACGGUGUCCAACAUUCUCCCACCCCGUCUCUCCUCUUCCUCUUUCUCCCGCCCCUGGCUCCCUCUGCUCGCCCAUCCAUGAAGCCGUCCACUGGGAUCCAACAAGGACGCCCUGGAACUUAUCAGCAGCGAUGAGGAAACUUGUCCUCACUCUGCCGGUGGACUCCACAUAAAGUCAUCCUGGAUUUAUCUAUUCAUUGUUUACUUUACAAAUGACCACCUAAACGGGGAGGACCUUGUUAACUGACCCACCAUGCUUUUCAAGUUAGGACUAUUCUUCUUCAUGUUGUGUCUGCACGGCCUCCAAGCAAGUCAAGUCAAAGACCUUCAAGACCACGGUAUUUCUGGACUCAGGGAUGUGAAGUACCGCCACUUUCUGGAAGCUUCUCGAAUAACGAAAUACAACAAUAAUAACCACAUACCCAGCAAGGAUGCCCAUCGGAGGAAGAGGUCGACCAUUCUCACCACCGGGGUCAAAGUGUGCCCACAGGAGACCAUGAAAGCGGUCAUCGGCAGCCAUCGAGCGUACUACAAACUCAGAGUUUGCCAAGAAGCAAUUUGGGAGGCCUUUCGCAUCUUCCUGGACAGGGUACCAAACACAGAGGAGUACGGAUCGUGGGUUUACACCUGCCAGCAUGAAAACCUCUGCAUGGACGACCUGGCUCAGAACUUCAGUAGCUCCCAGGAGCAUCUGGACAUGGUGGCGCGAAGAGUUGCCGAGCAGGCUGAACUUGAAGGGGUUGUAACCGAAACGCCAGACCCAGAAGUCGAAUGCACCUGGACCCCCCCGGUGAUUCUCAUUCCAGCAGAAGAUGAUGUGAUAAAAGAAGAGCCGAACAUGAUUAAAGAGAACUAUGGGGAGUUCGUUGUGGAGUUCAAUGCCACCAUGAUAGACGAGUCUUACAUCGAGCUGCUGCAAGACACCCAGGCUGCAGAGGUCAAUGACAUUACCAGAGAAAUAACAGACAAGAUGCUUCAUGCUCUUAAAAAGGUUCCAGGCUUCAAAGACAUUCGCAUGUUGGGAUUUGGCUCGGAGGGUGCAACUAUGCAUUAUGCUGUGGUCUUUGAUGGAGACACUGAACUCAGAGAUGACCCAGAGGCUCCAGGCAUAUUGACCAAUGGGGAUGCUGCUAGAUUAAGGGACAUGGUUGUCAAAGCCUUGCAAAAGGAGCCAUCGCUUCCGUUGGACACCCAGAAUCUUAGGUUUGAGGCUGCUUACCCAGAUGAAGACUUUAGAGUGUAUACAGUUGGAAAUGGAGAUGUGAAGACGGAAAACAAAUUUGAAAGCAGCACAAUCCAUCCUCGAACAAAAACCUUUGUGCCUUCAAUACCUACCGCACUGUCAGAGUCUAUCACGGUUGCUGAUGAAGUGCCAGUGGCAUCAGCAGUGGAAGAGGCAUCCACAGGUGACGCUUCAGGGGAGACAGUUGCAAUACAGGCAGCCAUCAUCGAGCAGGAACAGGAAGAAGAGGUUGAGGAGACUGAAGCUCCAAGCGGAGAGCAUGAAAGAGCGGACUUGGGUGAUAAUGAAGACUUAACCGCGUCACCAGCAGACGACCAACAUGAAAUUGUGAUCAUUGAUGAAGCUAACCUUCCGGAGUAUACCACCCCUGCUGUAGUCGAGAUCGUUAGCACCGAAGCAGAAAUUCCAGUCUCCACAUUGUCGUCUCACGAGGAUACGUUUCUAGACUUUGAGUCAGAACCUAACACAGAGUCUAUGCCGUCACCUGCAGAAGCCUCCAUUAAAAUCCCCAGUGAAGUUUCUAGUGGAAUCCCAGGUGAAACCAAUACCCAGCCUUUGAGCAAAAUCCCUGGCGAAGCCCCCAGCGAAGUUCCUAGUGAUAUCUCUGGCAAUGUCUACAAUGAGUCCCCAAGUGAAAUCCCCAGCGAGGGCACCAGUGAGGUUUCCAGUGAAACCUCUGGCAAAGUUCUCAGUGAAGAAUUCAGUGAAACUCACAAUGACCCCUUCAGCGAGGCUCCCACUACAGUGCCCAUUGAAGUCCCAAGUGAGGCAGCCAUUCAAGUCUCCAGUGAGGCCCUGAGUGAAGUCUACAGUGAAACCUUCGGUGAAGUCUUCAGUGAAGGACCCAGUGAAACCUACAGUGAAAUCCAGAGUGAGCGUUCUCUUGAAGUCUUCGGGGAAGUCCUCAGUGAGCCCACCGUUAAAGUUUCCAGCGAUGUCAUCACUGAAGCUCUCACAAAGUCUCCCAGAGAAAUUUCUAAAGAAAUCCCGGACAACGUCUCUAGUGAAGUCCCCAGCGAACUCCCCAAUAAAGUUCCCAAUGAACUCCAUAGCGAAGUCCCUAGUGAAGCCCCCUUUGAAGCCCACAGUCAGGUCCUAACUGAGACCCCCAGCAAAGACCCCAACCCAGUCCAAAGGGAAGGACAUGGAGAUGAUACCAGCGGAGGACGCAACAGCGUCACCCCAGUCUUGGCGGAACUUUCUCCUGAGACUUCUAACAACAUACAAGAUGAUGUCGAGCCCAGACAGGGUGGAACGGAAGUAACUGAGGCCCUGGAGGAGAGCAGCAUUUUUCAAUACCCUUCAGAAUCGGACGAGCGGUCUACAGCCGCACCAGCCAUGAGACAAGCCAGCACUCCUGUGAUGGCUGCGGUGCAGCAGAGCAGAGAGUUGGUAGUUUUCUUUAGCUUGAGGGUGACCAACAUGAUGUUUUCUGAUGACCUGUUCAACAAGAGCUCCCCUGAGUAUAGAUCACUGGAGAAUACCUUUCUCGAGCUGACUCAGCACUCUGGGCCCAGAAACUGGCCAAAUCCUGGAGCAUCCAGCAAAUCUGGGCCUAAGAGACAGACAACGUUAGCCUCCAUACCGCUCCUGCCUUACCUAGAGUCCAAUCUGACCGGCUUCAAGCAGCUGGAGAUCCUCAACUUCCGGAACGGCAGCGUGGUGGUGAACAGCAGGAUGAAGCUGGAGAAGGAGGUGCCGUACAACGUGACGGAGGCGGUGCACUGCGUGCUGGCAGACUUCUGCAGCGCCGCGUCCAAACGGCUGGACAUCGAGAUCGAUAGCCGCUCCUUGGAGAUCGAACCAGGGGACCCGUGCAAGUUCCUGGCCUGUAAUGAGUUUUCACGCUGUGUGGAGAACAGUUGGAGCGGCGAGGCCCAGUGUCUGUGCGAGCCGGGCUACAGCGCCGAGGACGGCCUACCGUGUCAGAGCUCAUGCGAACUGCAGCCCAACUACUGCCUCAAUGGAGGCCUGUGUGAAAUCAUUCCUGGACAUGGAGCCUCGUGCAGAUGUCCCGCAGGGAAGUACUGGCACUACCACGGCGAGCGCUGCAGCGAGCUGGUGUCCAUGCCCCUCGACCCCUCGCUCGUCAUAACCUGCCUGGUGGGAAGCCUCUGCCUGGUUUGCGCCGUUGUGGGCAUUCUGGUCUUCGUCAACAAAAAGUGCACGGCGACCAGGAAGGCGGUGACUUUGGUGCACGGCCUGGCACCCUCUGCCUUUGACAAUGCUUUGAGGGUGAACCCCGUGUAUGAGAGUGACGAUGGCUUCUUAAGUCAAGUGUCCACGUUGCCAUGUCCCUCCAGUUCCUCCUCGUCACAGUCUGAGCGGGAACUUUACGCCUCAGUCGAAAACAUACAUCUCAGUAUCGAGAUCCCCAGAAAACUCUACACCACCAGAUCCGAAAAGUUAAUGUCGGAGCUGGUGGACUUCCAUCAAUGCAUCCCGCACAAUGAGACGUGGCGACUGCCCAAUGAAUACCGAGCGUGUUUUCUUCUAUGGACGUCAGACGGCGAAGGCGGCGAAGCCACCGUGGUGUGACUGCGCCCGGCGUCCCGGGGCGAGGCUUGAUCUAUGCAUACUGUAUAUUUGAUGCCACGCCCCCUAACCUCCUCCCCCUGUAGAGAGCAGUUAGGUGGUGAAUUGCUCAUAGUGAAGAAUGCGUCUUGUUAGACAAGACAUUUCCACUACGGCUGCUCCAAUACAAUGUUUUCAUGUGUCAAUCAAAUAUUUAUUACGCAUAAUGAACGCUAGGAACACUUCCUGUACGCUACACUCUUGGCAAAGACUCUUCUUUCCUCACAAUGAGGUAUUUAUUAUUCACACAUGCUGGUAUCUCACAUUAGACUCCAAAAGAGGAUGAAUGUAUUCACUGAUGAUGUAUUUAGGUUGUUCCAAAACAGUGUGACUCAUUUUUUGUACACAUUUUACAAUUAAAGUAACCAAUGAAAUGUUUUUGCAUUACGAGUCUUUGCUUUUCUGACGUGACCGCUAAAUCAAAAUAGGACGGCAUGUUUCGAUGAAGUGAGUCACUCAGCGAACGCGGAAAGGGGACGCCUCUUUCGCACAAUUAGUCUGCAAAAACACUGUAAUCAAACUCAAGUAUGGGAUGAAUACUAAAUUCUAUACUUUUAUAGCGACUGACCCUGUACUGAUUAAAGGGGAACAUUAUCACCAGACCUAUGUAAGCGUCAAUAUAUACCUUAAUGUUGCAGAAAAAAAGACCAUAUAUUUUUUUAACCAAUUUCCGAACUCUAAAAGGGUGAAUUUGGCGAUUUAAACGCCUUUCAAUUGUUCGCUGUCGGAGCAAUGACCUUUCACCCGUGAUGUCACAACAGAAAGCCAUCCGCCAUUUUCUCAAACACAUUACACACACAAGUCAAAUCAGCUCUGUUAUUUUCCGUUUUUUUCGACUGUUUUCCGUACCUUGGAGACAUCAUGCCUCAUCGGUGUGUUGUCGGAGGGUGUAACAACACGAUCAGGGACGGAUUCAAGUUGACUUACGUGGAGUGUGCAUCGAUUAGCACGGCAUGCUAAUCGAUGCUAACAUGCUAUUUAGGCUAGCUGUAUGUACAUAUUGCAUCGUCAUGCCUCAUUUGUAGCUAUAUUUGCAUCCAGCCUUUCCCUCCACCCACAUUUAAUGCCAAACAAACACAUACCAAUCGACGGAUUCAAGUUGCACCAGUGUCAAAAGAUGUGAAAGUCUCUCGUUUGUUCUCCACAUUUUACCGACGAUAGCGAUGUGACAGAGAUGUGUGGAUAUCCUGCGACACUCAAAGCAGAUGCAUUUCCAACGAUAAAGUCAACAAAAUCACAAAGGUGAGUUUUGUUGAUGUUAUUGACUUAUGUGCUAAUCAGACAUAUUUGGUCGCGGCAUGACUGCCAGCUAGUCGAUGCUAACAUCUUAUUUAGGCUAGCUAUAUGUACAUCCAUCCAUCCAUUUUCUACCGCUUAUUCCCUUUUUGGGGGCGCCUAUCUCAGCUACAUUCGGGCGGAAGGCGGGGUACACCCUGGACAAGUCGCCAUCUCAUCGCAGAUAGACAGACAACAUUCACACUCACAUUCAAACACUAGGGCCAAUUUAGUGUUGCCAAUCAACCUAUCCCCACGUGCAUGUUUUUGGAAGUGGGAGGAAGCCGGAGUACCCGGAGGGAACCCACGCAUUCACGGGGAGAACAUGCAAACUCCACACAGGAAGAUCCCGAGUCUGGAUUUGAACCCAGGACUGCAGGAACUUCGUAUUGUGAGGCAGACGCACUAACCCCUUUGCCACCGUGAAGCCCUGUAUGUACAUUUAUAGCUAUAUUUGCAUCCAGCCUUUCCCUCCACCCACAUUUAAUGCCAAACAAAUACUUACCAAUCGACGGAUUUAAGUUGCUCCAGUGGUCAAAAGAUGCAAUCGUUGGUUAGAAGGCGAUUGCUGAAUAGCUUCAAUAGCUAUUCACUCAAUAGCUUUAGUUUCUUCUUCAAUUUCGUUUUCGCUAUCUGCCUCCACACUCCAACCAUCUGUUUCAAUACAUGCGUAAUCUGUUGAAUCGCUUAAGCCGCUGAAAUCCGAGUCUGAAUCCGAGCUAAUGUCGCUAUAUCUUGCUGUAUUGGCGUCACUAUGUGACGUCACAGGAAAAUGGACGGGUGGAUUUACAGAUAGCAAAAAUCAGGCACUUUAAAGCCUUUUUUCGGGAUAUUCCAUAUAGGGUAAAAUUUUGAAAAAACUUCGAAAAAUAAAAAGAGCCACUGGGAACUGAUUUUUAUUGGUUUUAACCCUUCUGAAAUUGUGAUAAUGUUCCCCUUUAACGCAACUCAAGCUGUAUUAUUUUUUGAUACAUUUGUUGCAUGUUUUUGGUUGCGUAUUUAUUUUGUUUCUUUUUUUGGCUGCUUUAAACAUUUAAACUUUUUAUUGGUUGCAAAUAUUUUUUGUUACACAUUUUUUUUGAUUGCAAAUACUUUUUUGGUUUUAAGUAAUUGUAUUGGUUUAAAAAAAAAAAGGGUUUGAAAAUCAAUAUUUGUUUGCAAAUGAUGUUUUGGUUACAAAUGCUAUUUUUUGGUUGCAUAUUGAUUUUAGGUUCCAAAAAACCCAAUUUUUUGGGUUGCAAAUUUUAUUUUUUUUGCUUGCUGUCAUGUCUUGUGAUCAUGUUUUGUUUAGUUAUGUUCUGUUUUGUUUAAAACUCCAUUGCUUCCUUUUUUUCCACUCUCUUGUUUUAUCACCGUGGCGACCCAUUAGAUUCACCUGUCUCAUGUGUUGGACUCACGCACCUGUUUCAAUCAUGUCAUUAUUAUCUAAACAUGGUUUUUCAGUUGGUCGUUCUGGCAUCAUUGUUUCAUGAUCUUUUCACACUCUGCGUCAUGCCAUGUUUACUCUUUCUUGCAAUUUCAUAGUCCAUGCUGCCCUGCUCACGUCAACCCAAGCAAGUUUUUUUGUUUAUUUAUGCCAAAGUUAGUGUCUUCUGUUCUAUGUCCUUAGUUUACGUCAACGUGCUUUUUUAUUUCCUUAGCCAAGUUUUUGUUUCUGCCUUGUGCGCGCCUUUUGUUUUCAAAUUUUAUAGUAUUAUUAAAUCAUGUAUUUACCUUCACACC
Messenger RNA from Nerophis ophidion (straightnose pipefish), 7025 nucleotides. It is a transcript of the gene impg1b, whose product is annotated as interphotoreceptor matrix proteoglycan 1b. Bases 465 to 3992 code for a protein of 1175 amino acids. The record is from RefSeq and is a predicted model, not a curated record. The transcript has 18 exons. Gene Ontology annotation, biological process: visual perception. Lineage: Eukaryota; Metazoa; Chordata; Actinopteri; Syngnathiformes; Syngnathidae.